This is a messenger RNA of Aspergillus homomorphus CBS 101889, 1023 nucleotides long. RefSeq lists its product as uncharacterized. Bases 1 to 1023 code for a protein of 340 amino acids. The transcript has 2 exons. The record is from RefSeq and is a predicted model, not a curated record. Lineage: Eukaryota; Fungi; Ascomycota; Eurotiomycetes; Eurotiales; Aspergillaceae.
AUGUUGCUUCACUACCUGUCCGUGACAGGCGCUCUCUGUCUCAGUAGCUGUGCUGCUGCUGCUGCUGCCGUGCCUUACUCCUACAUCAGUUCGCCCCGCUCGGCCAGCGCCCAUCAGAUCAACCUGCCUGCCGUUCCAUGUGCUUUCUCCGAUUCCAGCUGCAAUGAAGCACUCGACCCCCUUGCACAUCUCACUAUUGAUUUCUCGACUCAAAAUGGCAUCUUGCUGGCCAACAAACAGCCCAUCUUCCCUGCUUCAGUGCCGAUGCAAUUCUCCGUGGACCGCAAAUGGGACGCGAACAAGCAGUCCGUCUCCGUCGCCUACGCAUUAGAUGUCCGACCGCUUCCAUCUCACCCUGGUGCCCCGGUGGGCGACAUCUACCACCUGAAGCUCCGACUCUUCGACCUGCACGGUCGUCCCGUCACCGACCACGCCGUGGCAAUCGGCCUGGUCCGGGACACCGUGGGUAACCUCCAGAUCACAGUGAUCGACCCCAACUCCAGCCGCGAACACGGCCACGGCAACAAGAUCUGGCGCAUGAAGGAGUGGAAGUCUCAGGUCGAGUCUUACGUCCAGAACGCGAAGGAGGCGGUAACUGACUGCCUGAAGACGACGCCCUUCUCCCACGGACACCACGAGCACGAACAAGACGACCCGCACCACGCUCCGGCGCCCGCUGCUCAGCCUUCGCACGAGACGGCCGCGUCGACCAAGUAUCCUCCUGUCUUCCGCACGAGCCAGAACGGACAGUUCCUCUGGACCGGCCGCGAGCGCGGCGUCAUGAGACAGAUCCGUGCGAUCAUCUUCCCUGCUCUCCUGGGAGUGUUAGCCGGAGGUGUCGCCUGCGUCAUCGGAUACCUCCUUGGUCGGAUGAUCAUCUCCGUCUACUUCUGGGCACAGGGCGGCCGCCAGUCCCAGGUCCCCAGCAUCACGAUCGAAGACGGAGAGUAUCUCUCGGAGAAGGAGGCGCUGAUGGAACUGUACAGCGAUUCCGAUCCUGAAGCCAAUCUCCCCCGUGACUGA